Messenger RNA from Rhea pennata, 819 nucleotides. It is a transcript of the gene KHK, whose product is annotated as ketohexokinase. Gene Ontology annotation, biological process: fructose metabolic process. The transcript has 7 exons. The coding region runs from base 1 to 810 and encodes 269 amino acids. Lineage: Eukaryota; Metazoa; Chordata; Aves; Rheiformes; Rheidae. The record is from RefSeq and is a predicted model, not a curated record. Gene Ontology annotation, molecular function: ketohexokinase activity.
AUGGCCGCGCCGGCGCCGCCGCCCGCACCCGCCGCCGGGAAGCGGAUCCUGUGCGUGGGGCUGGUCUGCCUGGACAUCAUCAGCGUGGUGGAGACCUACCCCGCCGAGGACACCGACACCAGUUUCGUGGUGGCGGAUUUCCGUCGCCGGGGCGUGGACCUGGCGCACGCGGCCUGGCAGCCCCGGGGGGACAUGCCGUGCGCCUGCUGCGUCGUCAGCGCCGCCAACGGCUCGCGGACCGUCGUGCUCUACGACACGAACCUGCCCGACGUGACGGCCCGCGACUUCGAGCAGGUUGACCUCUCCCAGUACAAAUGGAUCCACUGGGAGGGCCGGAACGCGUCGGAGCAGGUGAAGAUGAUGCGGCGCGUGGAGGAGCACAACCGGGCGCAGCCGCCGGCGCAGCGCGUGCGCACCUCGGUGGAGGUGGAGAAGCCGCGGGAGGAGAUGUUCCAGCUCUUCGGGCACGGCGACGUGGUCUUCGUCAGCAAGGACGUGGCGCAGCACCUGGGCUACGGCUCGGCGGCCGAGGCCGUGCGGGGGCUGCGGGCCCGCGUGCGGCGCGGGGCCACGCUCGUGUGCGCCUGGGCCGAGGCGGGGGCCGACGCCGUGGGGCCCGGCGGGGAGCUGGUGCACUCGGACGCCUUCCCCCCGGACGCCGUGGUGGACACGCUGGGGGCCGGGGACACCUUCAACGCCGCCGUCAUCUUCGCCCUCUCCGAAGGGCAGAGCCUGCAGGAAGCCAUCACGUUCGGGUGCCGCGUGGCCGGCAGGAAGUGCGGCGUGCAGGGCUACGACGGCAUCGUGUGAGCCAAUAAA